GGUCAGUUUCUGGUCACAUGAUUCUCUUCUCGGGCUACAAACAAAGGGAAGCCAGCAACAAGUUAAGCUGAAGACGGAAGCAAGAGCUGAUUCAGGUGGCAGCCACAGCAGCCUCAGGGACCUCAGCGACCAUGGCCUCCUGCCCAGACUCUGAUAAUAGCUGGGUGCUUGCUGGCUCUGAGAGCCUGCCAGUGGAGACACUGGGCCCGGCAUCCAGGAUGGACCCAGAAUCUGAGAGAGCCCUGCAGGCCCCUCACAGCCCCUCCAAGGCAGAUGGGGAAGAAUUAGCUGGGACCAUGGAUGGAGAAGGGACACUCUUCCAAACUGAAAGCCCUCAGUCUGGCAGCAUUCUAACAGAGGAGACUGAGGUCAAGGGCACCCUGGAAGGUGAUGUUUGUGGUGUGGAGCCUCCUGGCCCAGGAAACACAGUAGUCCAGGGAGACCUGCAGGAGACCACCGUGGUGACAGGCCUGGGACCAGACACACAGGACCUGGAAGGCCAGAGCCCUCCACAGAGCCUGCCUUCAACCCCCAAAACAGCUUGGAUCAGGGAGGAGGGCCGCUGCUCUAGCAGUGAGGAUGACACCGAUGUGGACAUGGAGGGUCUGCGGAGACGGCGGGGCCGGGAGGCCGGCCCACCUCAGCCCGUGGCGCCCCUGCCUGUGGAGAACCAGGCUGGGGGUGAGGGUGCAGGCGGGGAGCUGGGCAUCUCCCUCAACAUGUGCCUCCUUGGGGCCCUGGUUCUGCUUGGCCUGGGGGUCCUCCUCUUCUCGGGUGGCCUCUCAGAGUCUGAGACUGGGCCCAUGGAGGAAGUAGAGCGGCAGGUCCUCCCAGACCCCGAGCUGCUGGAUGCUGUGGGGGACAGGCAGGAUGGGCUAAGGGAACAGCUGCAGGCCUCAGUGCCUCCUGACAGUGUCCCCAGCCUGCAAAACAUGGGUCUUCUGCUGGACAAGCUGGCCAAGGAGAACCAGGACAUCCGGCUGCUGCAGGCCCAGCUGCAGGCCCAAAAGGAAGAGCUUCAGAGCCUGAUGCACCAGCCCAAAGGGCUAGAGGAGGAGAAUGCCCAGCUCCGGGGGGCUCUGCAGCAGGGCGAAGCCUUCCAGCAGGCUCUGGAGUCAGAGCUGCAGCAGCUGCGGGCCCGGCUCCAGGGGCUGGAGGCCGACUGUGUCCGGGGCACAGAUGGGGUGUGCCUCAGUGGGGUUAGAGGCCCACAGGGUGACAAGGCCAUCAGGGAGCAAGGCCUCAGGGAGCAGGAGCCAGAACUCAGCUUCCUGAAGCAGAAGAAACAGCUGGAGGCUGAGGCACAGGCAUUAAGGCAAGAGUUAGAGAGGCAGCGACGGCUACUGGGGUCUGUACAGCAGGAUCUGGAGAGGAGCUUGCAGGAUGCCGGCCGCGGGGACCCAGCUCAUGCUGGCUUGGCUGAGCUGGGCCACAGAUUGGCCCAGAAACUGCAGGGCCUGGAGAACUGGGGCCAGGACCCUGGGGUCUCUGCCAAUGCCUCAGAGGCCUGGCACCAGAAGCCCCACUUCCAGAAUUCUAGGGAGUGGAGUGGAAAGGAAAAGUGGUGGAAUGGGCAGAGGGACCGGAAGGCUGAGCACUGGAAGCAUAAGAAGGAAGAAUCUGGCCGGGAACGGAAGAAGAAUUGGGGAGGUCAGGAGGACAGGGAGCCGGCAGGAAGGUGGAAGGAGGGCAGGCCAAGGGUGGAGGAGUCGGGGAGCAAGAAGGAGGGCAAGCGACAGGGCCUGAAGGAACCCCCAAGGAAAAGUGGUAGCUUCCACUCCUCUGGAGAAAAGCAGAAGCAACCUCGGUGGAAGGAAGGGGCUAAGGACAGCCAUGACCCCCUGCCAUCCUGGGCAGAGCUGUUGAGGCCCAAGUACCGGGCACCCCAUGGCUGCUCAGGUGUGGACGAGUGUGCCCGGCAGGAGGGCCUGACUUUCUUUGGCACAGAGCUAGCCCCAGUGCGGCAACAGGAGCUGGCCUCUCUGCUAAGAACAUACCUGGCACGGCUGCCCUGGGCUGGGCAGCUGACCAAGGAGCUACCCCUCUCACCUGCUUUCUUUGGUGAGGAUGGCAUCUUCCGUCAUGACCGCCUCCGCUUCCGGGAUUUUGUGGAUGCCCUGGAGGACAGCUUGGAGGAGGUGGCUGUGCAACAGACAGGUGAUGAUGAUGAAGUAGAUGACUUUGAGGACUUCAUCUUCAGCCACUUCUUUGGAGACAAAGCACUGAAGAAGAGGUCAGGGAAGAAGGACAAGCACUCGCAGAGCCCAAGAGCUGUGGGGCCCAGGGAGGGGCACAGCCAUAGCCGCCACCACCACCACCACCACCACCGGGGCUGACGCCCUGCCCCACAGGGAAUGGCCUUGGCCUUGCCCAGCCCAAGAUGCCAGCAUUAUCUAACUCCUGGAGGGUGGACUCUGUCCUGGCUUGUUUGGUGUCCUCGGAUAUCUUUCACACAGUAGAGCAAAAUCACCAGCCCUGCACUGAUGUCACUUUAUCUAGAAAAAGGCCUCAGCUGGACCUGCGUUGCCAUCUAUGCAAAUGCAUGCAAAUACUCCAGGCCCUGGGAUGUGGGCUUGUGGGGUGGGGUGUGGGGAAGGCAAUCUGAUUCUAAAGCUAAAGAGCUUUCAUCCUCUUGCAUGUAUGUCCCCAGAGUAGGCCCCUUGACCCACAUGCUGACCGGCGCCUUGGGAUUUGACUAGAGUUGCUGGCUCGAGGCCCAGCACGAGGACUUUCCCUGGGGUUUUGUUAGGUUUGGAAGCAGCUGUCCCUAGGGGGUGAAGUCCCCCUUUUUUUUUUACCCCUGCUUCUCCCACGGCCUCAGCUCCCCAUGUGAACUGUAGACUCAGAUCCCAAUAAAGCGCUGUUGCAGCUAGGAUGCUGGGUGGUUUCUAAGCACAGGGGACACCCCACACCCCCUGCCUGAAUGGAUGGGUCCAUCCCAGGCACUGGUACUUGCCCCCUUGUUCUGUAUCCCCCUUUGCCCUUGCCUUGCCCUUCCAACAAACCCUAGGCCCUUGAGAAGCUGAUACUUCUCCUUUUGCUCACAGCUGCCUCUGCCCCACCCCUGGGAGAUGUAGCAAAUUGAGUGUGGGUUUUGGAGUCCGAGCCUCGGGCUCAAAUCCAGGCUAAGUGAUCUUGAGCAAGUUAAUCUUUGGGAACUUUGGGUUUCUUAUCCUCAAAAAAGGCGAUGGAAGGGCUGGGGAAGUGAUUAAAUAAAGCAAUGCAAGAAAAAUGC
Nomascus leucogenys (northern white-cheeked gibbon) is the source of this 3235-nucleotide messenger RNA. RefSeq names its product PBX homeobox interacting protein 1 (gene PBXIP1). The record is from RefSeq and is a predicted model, not a curated record. NCBI's taxonomy places the organism in Eukaryota, Metazoa, Chordata, Mammalia, Primates, Hylobatidae.